CGCUGGGAGUGCGCAUGCGCUGGGGCUGAGGAGCCGGAAGGCCGCGGGGCAGCCGAAGCUGUGCGUGAGUGGUGUGCUUCGUUCGGUGGAGAUGCCCAGCCGGGGGGCGCUCCCGGAGGACGGCGCCGGGCUGGUGCCUACUGACAACUCGGCCCCUCACAAAGAGGAUCUUAGCAGCAAGAUUAAAGAACAAAAAAUUGUUGUGGAUGAACUUUCUAACCUGAAGAAGAACAGGAAAGUGUAUAGGCAGCAACAGAACAGCAACAUAUUCUUUCUUGCAGACCGAACAGAAAUGCUUUCUGAAAGCAAAAAUAUAUUAGAUGAGCUGAAAAAAGAAUACCAAGAAAUAGAAAACUUAGAGAAGACCAAAAUCAAGAAAUAGUCAACUUGAUUUCGCAGAACAAUGUGCGGCAUUUGUUGUUCUGUAAGCUUUUCUGCUGAGUGUUUCAGCAAAGGUUGGAAAGAGGAUUUGCAGUAUAAUCUUGAACGACGGGGACCCAAUAGUAGUAAGCAGUUAUUAAAGUCUAACACUAACUACCAGUGUUUAUUUUCUGGUCACGUCCUCCACUUAAGAGGUGUUUUGACUGCCCAACCUGUGGAAGAUGAAAGAGGCAAUGUGUUCCUGUGGAACGGAGAAGUCUUUAGUGGAAUAAAGGUUGAAGCUAAAGAGAAUGAUACUCAAAUAAUGUUUAAUUAUCUUUCCUCUUGUGAGAAUGAAUCUGAUGUUUUGUCACUCUUCUCACAAGUCCAAGGUCCGUGGUCUUUUAUAUAUUAUCAAGCAUCUAGUCAUCAUUUGUGGUUUGGUAGGGAUUUUUUUGGUCGCCGGAGCUUACUUUGGCAUUUUAGUAAUCUGGGCAAGAGUUUUUGCCUCUCUUCAGUUGGCACCCAAACCUCUGGAGCAAC
Molecule: messenger RNA, 903 nt
Organism: Equus caballus (horse)
Lineage: Eukaryota; Metazoa; Chordata; Mammalia; Perissodactyla; Equidae
Gene: ASDURF
Product: ASNSD1 upstream open reading frame
Source: RefSeq, a predicted model, not a curated record